Prorocentrum cordatum is the source of this 918-nucleotide messenger RNA. NCBI's taxonomy places the organism in Eukaryota, Dinophyceae, Prorocentrales, Prorocentraceae. The record is from the annotation of a GenBank genome assembly.
AUGAGGGAGGCGACGUGGGAACCAAACGUCAUCAGCUAUAGCGCUGGGAUCAGCGCCUGCGCGGAUGGAGAACAGUGGCAGCGAGCUUUGGCGCUACUUAGCGAGAUGCGGGAGGCGAAGAUCGAGCCCAACGUCAUCAGCUACAGCGCUGGGAUCAACGCGUGCGCAAAGGGCGAGCAGUGGCAACGGUCUCUGGUGCUGCUCAGCGAGAUGUGGGAGGCGAAGUUUGGGCCCGACGUCAUCAGCUACAGCGCUGGGAUCAGCGCCUGCGCGAAGGGUGAGCAGUGGCAGCAGGCGCUGGCGCUGCUCAGCGAGAUGUGGGAGGCGAAAUUGGAGGCCGAAGUCAUCAGCUACAGCGCUGGGAUCGGCGCGUGCGAGAAGGGGGGACAGUGGCGGAUGGCUUUGGUGCUGCUUAGUGGCAUGUGCGAGGUAACUGUAAAGCCCAACGUCAUCAGCUUUGGCGCUGGGAUCAGCGCGUGCGAGAAAGGUGAGAAGUGGCAAAUGGCCCUGGUGCUUCUGAAAGAGAUCUGGGAAGCGAAGUUGGUCCCCGACGUUAUCUUCAGUUACAGCGCUGGGAUUAGCGCGUGCGAGAAGGGCGAGCAGUGGCAGCGGGCGCUGUCGCUGCUGGGCCAGAUGUGGGAGAUAAAACUGAAGCCCAACAUCUUCAGCUACAGCGCUGGGAUCAGCGCGUGCGAGAAGGGCGAGCAGUGGCAGCCAGCACUGGCGCUGCUGAGCGAGAUGUGGGAGGUGAAGCUGGAACCCAACAUCUUCAGCUACAGCGCUGGGAUCAGCGCGUGCGAGAAGGGCGAGCAGUGGCAGCGGGCGCUGUCGCUGCUGAGCGAGAUGUGGGAGGUGAAGCUGGAGCGCAACGUCAUCAGCUAUAGCGCUGGGAUUAGCGCCUGCGAGAAGGGCGAGUAG